Molecule: messenger RNA, 6221 nt
Organism: Centruroides sculpturatus (bark scorpion)
Lineage: Eukaryota; Metazoa; Arthropoda; Arachnida; Scorpiones; Buthidae
Product: putative leucine-rich repeat-containing protein DDB_G0290503
Exons: 21
Coding region: 116-6181 (2021 amino acids)
Molecular function (GO): protein binding
Source: RefSeq, a predicted model, not a curated record
CGUAGCUAAUUUGCAUAAGUUCAAAUUUAUAUUUAGAAAUUCUAGAAUAAAAAUAUUUAGAACAAUUUCGGGGCAUUCGAUUUGCUCGAAAUCUGUUUGUAAAUUCGAUGAUAAAAUGGAAAAUAAUACAGAAAUUAAGCUCUUAGCCGAAUUAAAGACUAAGGAUCGCGAAAUCAAACAACUCAGAAGAGAAUUGUGCAUACUUCACGAAAGGAAUAGUUUCUGGUUGAAGCAUCAAUGCAGACACAAGAGGCUGGAAGCCAGAAACUCGAACGAUGACUCGAAGAACCUCACUGUUAACGAAGCAACCGAGGAAGGCAAAAUAAACCUGGGUGUCUGUGGAUCGAGUAGAAAGAAUCCAAACAAAAGGAAGUAUACUUCCAACAGCAAUGAGAGUUCGGAUUUAGACGAUAGAUCGAGUAGCAGCGAAACCAAUGUAAGAAGAAAGGAAAGAAAAAUAUUAAAGACAAGUCAAGUGCCAGAGAUCAUGUACAAAAGACUGUUUAAGGAACACUUGGAGCUACAACGUUCGUUCUCCUUGUUUCGUCAGAUAGUCAGCGAGAAGAAAGGGGAAGAAAUCAAAAAUAAAAAUGUCGUUAGUCUGGCCGACGAGAAUCAGAAAUUGGGGCACAUCGCUCUUCACUUAAAAAAUAAAAUUCAAAAGUUGCGCCGUGAACUGAAAGAAAGUCAAGAUCAGAAUGAAUUGUUAGAGUUUUGCGUGUUGGAAAUUGAAAAUCAAGGAAAGUCGGCAUCGAAACCGGUGGAUUGCGGAGUAAAUACCGAAAGAUUUCCGGUUUGCUCUACUACCAGGAGCUCCGAAUUUGAUUCGUCGGUUUCGUCCUCCACGUCAGACGAUUUAAAUGAAAAGAAGGUAACGGAAUUAAAGAAUAGUUUAAAGGAAUUAUACUGCAUUCAGGAUUCGACUUCCGACCGUUCUGUUCUAAUAAAAGCGGCAUCUUGUAUCCAAAACAGUUAUAACACCGUAUGCAACUUACAAAACGAUGUUAACAAUUUGAAGAAACGUCUGGAAGAAAUUACGGGAGAAAAGGAAGAUCAGACUCGUUCCAAUUGCGAACUUUCGAAAAAUUACGAACAAUGCAAAGAACAUUUGGAAGAAACAAAAUCGCAACUGAUAGAUAUUUCGGAAAAAUUAGCAGCGGUUGAAAAAAGAGAAGAGAAUUUGUACCUUUCCGAACAAAUGAAUGUAAAAUUUAAAGAAUUCCUUCGAGUGAUUCUGCAGGAUACUUACACGUUAUUGAAUUAUUCCAAUAAGAAAGAAAACGACGUGGAAAUUUUGAAAAAUAAACUUAAUGAACUUCAUAAAAUAGAAAAAGAAGCCGUUUCACAAGCCAAAAUUGCUGGGACUCUGCAAGCCUCACCAAACCCUCUAUUAUCGGAGAUUGGGGAGGGAGUAAUUUAUAAAUUUGUAACGUUUGCCGAAAACUUCAACCUGUCGCAGGACGUGGCAUCCGAAACGUCGGAAAACGACUGCGAAAUUCGAGAACUUCGUAUGACGUUACAAAAACAAGACCUGCUGAUCGAAAACUAUGCCAGGCAACAAGAAGAACUCUUUAACAGCUACAACGAGUUAACCUCGAAGUUAGCCGAACACGAGUCGAUUAAGUACGAUCUCACUCAAAAAAUAAACAUGCUAGAAAAAUCCGAACAGGAUCUGGUGGAAAAGAAUUUGAAAUUGUAUAUCGAUUACGUGUCGGCUAAAGAGGAGGUACAGAAAUUACUAAUCGAACUGGAAAACAGGCAGGAGUUUUUAUCUUCCGGUUCGUCUCGAGGAGUUCACGAGGAUUCGGUGCAAAGUGCCGAAAUCAAGAGGACACUCAGUGAAGAAUCGGACCCGUUGGGUACGAUGACCAGCGAAGACGAGGGUCUGGGAGAAGAAAGGAGGGGAGAUUCGACCGGACCCAGCAGUCUUGCCGACCUUCAGGAAUCUGAAGAAGAUAUACUUAAUCGAACGUCGGAUUUCGAAUCCGAAACGGUGGAAGAUCAUAAUUUGGACUUGGAGAUUUCUCAGAACAGUUUGUUAGAAGUGGGAAUCGACACUCAGGAAUUCAUGGAGCAUCAGAAGAUGAAAUCCGAGUGGAAGAAAGAAAUGGAUCGAUUAAGAGAAAGAGAGAAAGAAUUGACCAAACAGUUAAAUUGUUCGCAAAAUUUGAUUUCUAAAUUAUAUAAAAGUAUUAAAGUUAAAGAAGAGCAAGUCAGAAAGCUGCUUCAAGAAAAUUGUACGAGAAAUCACGAGAACUGCCAGGAACAAGAGUUAAAAUCGAAACUGGCAUACGUGCAGAACGAUUUGGCGAGUCUUCAAGAAAGGUUAGCCUUAUCGGAAGAAGAUAAAAUGUCUUUAAAAGAACAAUUAUUAGAAUUAGAAGAAGCGGAAAACGAUGCUCGAUUAACCGGUCAAAGGUUGCAAGAAAAAUUAAAUUUAGCCGCCGAGAAAGAAAAUCAACUUCGGAGUCAACUGGAAAAGCUCAAAAAUCCUCCGGACGAAUCGUUUAAUCGGUCCGAAUAUCAAGACAUGACGAGAAACGAACUAGUUUCUCAAAUAGGGUACAUGGCGGUUUUAAUACAGAAAUACGAAGAUCACAUACAAACUCUGGAAACGUCCAAAUUAAAUCUGCAGCAGAGAGUUUGUUGUUUGGAACAGCUUUUAAAAUCUGCCGAAGCUCUUACCAGCGCGUUUAACAAUCGUUUGGACGUCAAAGAAGAGUUCGUGCUACCAAACGAUUAUCUAAAUGUGGAAUUUUAUAAAAAGUCAAGUGUCGGUCUUGCAGUUUCUACGCAGACCGAUUUUAACACGGAUAAUAUCUGUGCUUUUUGUAAUUCGUUUCUAAUUCCUCCCGAAAUUCCCAAACUUUCCGAGUGUUCUACCCCCGUCCAGCAAGAAUUAUUACAGAGAUUGCACGUUUUAGAAAAGGAAGAUCAGACUUUGCGCGAGCAACUUCAUCAGAUGGACGGAAUGAAUUUGGCAUUGUGGAAGAAACUGCACAAGUUGGAGGCUCACGUGGGAAAAUGCCUGAAGAAAUACACAAUAGAGUAUUUUCUGGAUGAUGGCCCAAGCCAAGGGUUAUCCGAAUUAUUAGAAUUAAACGAAAAUGAAAACAUCUGUGUGGAGAAACAGAGUUGUAGUGUCGACGAUCGGCCCGCUUUGUUGCCCAGUGCCAAUUCGGAUCAGCACAUUCUUCAAAGAAUUCUCUCUCUGGAAAGUAGCGAACAGAAACUUAAGGAACGCCUGCUACAGUUAGAAUGUAUUAACCACGAAUUUGAAAAAGAAUUGGAAAUUAGAGAGAGACUAUACAAAGAAAAGGAAAUUCAACAGCAGAAAUGGCUGGAAAUUGAAGAUUCUUUCAAAGAAACUAUAAAGAAUUUGGAAAACGAAAAGAUGUGUUUGCAUAACAAAGUCUUAGUUUUAGAGGAAGAAAAGCUGCAACUGCAUAAAAAUAUAAAUAAUUUACAGUCGGAACUCGAGGCGCUGAAGAGCAAUCACGAUAAAUCGUUGAAAGAACUAGAAUUAAAUCGUCAGAAGGCGUUAAUUCAAUUGGAGAAGAAACAACAGAACUUCGGAGCCUUAGAGGCUAAACAGGUGCAGAGAAUGACGGAAUUGGAGCACGAACAGAAAAGUAUCGGCAUAACUUCCAAAACGUUCGAGAUCGACUUGGAAAAGUAUAAUUUAAUAACGUGCGAAUUAGAAAUGUUGAAGAAAGAUCAUCGCGUGUUGAAAGAGAGUGCGAAAAAGAAUAAAGAAGAGAUCGAAACUCUUACGAAAGACUUUGAAUUUCAGUUCGACAUGCUGAAUAAGCUACAAAGAUCCAAAGAAGAAAAGUUAAACGGCGAAAUCGAUCAUCUGUUAAGCAAAGAGAGAGAUUAUAAUUCAAAAAUUAUCGAAAUGCUGGAGAAACAAGCCAUUUUAGAACAAGAAUUACUAAGUAAAGAAUCGGAGCUGGAACAAACCAAGAAAGAAUUCCAACAUCAGAUGAAAAUGUUAGAAGAAGAGCACCACGUUAUAGAAGCGGAAUUGAAAUGGAAGUUGAAAGAGAUGGAAGAGAAUGCGGCUAUUACCGUUAAAGCACUGAAAGAAGAAAAGAAACGAUUGGAAAACGAUUUGCAAGCCGAUCUGGAAGAUCUGCACGCCAAAGAGGAAGCUUAUAAAUUACGCAUUUCCGAACUCGAAUCCUUCGUAGAGCAGCUCAGAAAAGAAGCAAACCAGAUUACAGAGGCAAACGGUUCGAAAUGCAAGGAGGAAAAAUUGGGAAUUCAGUCCGAAAACGUGUUACUUUUGCAAAAGUUAAGCGAGUUUCAGAAAAACGAGAAGGAAUUAAAAGAGAAACUGAUAGAUAUGGAAAAGAAAGAAGAAGCUUACAAGGAAACUUUAGAACACGCGGAAAAAAUCAUCGCUACCUUAGAAAAGGACUACAACGAGAAAAUCGACGAACUGGAAUCGUCGGAACGAUCGCUGAAAUUGAGAAUAAAUCAGUUGGAAGAGGUAGAGAAUUGUUUUCACUGCAGUCUGGACAAAGAAAAGAGGAUGUCGGAAUUCAGAAAGUCUAAUAACUUGAUAGAAGAAUUGUUAGAAAGCGAAAUGAGGGAAGCCGCUUUAAAGGAGCAAAUCCUAGAUUUGGAAUCUAAUCAGAGAAAUCUCUUGCAAAAAUUGCACGAGAUGGACAAAAAUAAAAAAUAUUUACAGGAAGAGUUAGGCAAUCACGAAGAAAUGAUUUGUAAGGUGGAAAAGUUGCAGCGACAAGUGGAAUUCCUAAAGAAAGAAUUGAUUUCGGUGCAGAAUUCCGAAAAAGCGUUACAAGAAACGCUUCAGCAGGCCGACGACAUUCUAAUUCAGAAAGAAGAAGACCUGAAACAAGACUUGAUGCGGGUGGAAGAAGAAAAGAAGGAAUUAGAAGAGACUAUAUUGCAGUUAAGAAAGCAAGUUAAAGAACUGGAAUCCAUGCUGGAGAAGUCUGAGUUCGAAAAAUUAUCCUUUGGAGAACAUCUCUACAAUACGGUGGGAAAUUCCGAUAUAGAAGAGGAAUUUGUACAGAAAACUUACGAGGAUCGUCAGAAAGCAGAAAAUAUUGGGACAGAAUUAAACUCGAGAAAAAGUAUUACACGUGACGACGAAAACAAUCCUUAUUCGUUAUGUGUGGAAUUCAACAAUGUCGGUCGCUUACAAAUCGAAACUUUGUCGGACAUGUGCCAAAGGGUGUUGGGGAGGAGCCAAAAUUCGACGCGGGAAGAACCUCGUCCUUUAGAAAGAACCGAUUCUUAUUUUGACGAAGUGGAAGAAGACGCCGACGAUGAUUUAAAUUUUGGCUGCAUGAGUCCUGAACUGGACAUCUGUCGGUCAGAAGCGGAUGGGAUUUCUCCUGUGACGUGGUCGAGGACGCCCGGAAUAGUAUCUCUAGAAGAUUUGACUACGGGUCUGGAGGCUCAACUGCAAUUAGAACAAUGUGUUUUAAGAGCAGUAGCUUCCAUGGAGAGAGAGAUGCAAUUAAAGGAAGCAUCCAAAAUUUUACCAGAUGAUACUAUUUCUGGCAACAAUGAUAGUUUACAUACAGAAAAUGUGGAUAUGGGCGAUUCUGGCAUGACUUCGACAAAUGAUCUUAUUUCCAAAUCCGAAAUAACAACAGUACAAACUGAACUGCACCAACAGCAGUCUGCUAAUCCUCUUCCUCCAAGUAAUUUCUGUAUAUUGCGUCAAAUUGGUAAUCACGGUCUCUUAGUCAGUUGGACGACACCGAAAGAAGGUUGUCAAAUAGGAGGUUACCAAAUAUAUGUUGAAGGAAAACUUCAUCAGAAAGUGCGAAGUCCGGAAUGUACCAAAGUGAUUCUGUCUAAACUAAAUGUUUUCCAACCGCUGAACAUUGGUAUAUAUUCCAUAUCCACAUUAGGGCACACGUCGGAGCCUGUGUUCGCUUUUCAUCCCGGUUCUUCGCAACUUGCUAUAAAUAACAAUAAUGUACCAUUUAUGUGCAGGACGGAACAUAGUUGUGUAUUGAGGAUAUACGGAGAAGAUAAUGAGUGUCGGGAAUUUUCUGUACAGAAAGGAAGUAAUGUACUUGUAACCGGUGUUCCUGAUGAUGAUGGAUUUUGUACAGUAAAGAUUGAAAAUCAGGAAGGAAAAUUACCUUUUAGCGUGUUGAAAGAAGUUGAAAAUUAUUGCUUUGAUCAGCAAUAGGAACAAUUGUGCCAAAUACAUCAGUGUAAAGAACAAUUUA